Messenger RNA from Lacerta agilis (Sand lizard), 544 nucleotides. Its product is annotated as fatty acid-binding protein, liver. The transcript has 4 exons. Gene Ontology annotation, cellular component: cytosol; nucleus. Lineage: Eukaryota; Metazoa; Chordata; Lepidosauria; Squamata; Lacertidae. Bases 93 to 473 code for a protein of 126 amino acids. Gene Ontology annotation, molecular function: fatty acid binding. Gene Ontology annotation, biological process: fatty acid transport. The record is from RefSeq and is a predicted model, not a curated record.
UUUAUAAAUGGCACCAAGUUAAGUUGGGGACACCAACAACUGCUCUUGCCCUGCACCAGUAGCCUGUCAUUCUGUCAUUCCUGGUUUCCAAAAUGGCAUUCAAUGGCACGUGGCAGGUCUACAGCCAAGAGAAAUAUGAAGAGUUCCUGAAAGCUAUUGCUUUGUCAGACGAUAUCAUCAAAGCGGCUAAAGACAUUAAGCCCAUCACUGAAAUCCAGCAAACCGGGAACAGCUUUGUCAUCACAUCCAAAACCCCCAACAAAUCCGUCACAAAUUCAUUUACUCUGGGGAAAGAAGCAGAAAUGACCACCAUGGAUGGCAAGAAAGUGAAGUGCACAGUAACCCUGGAAAAUGGGAAACUAAUAGCCAGAGCAGAUAAAUUCAUCCAUGAGCAGCAAGUAGUAGGCAAUGAAAUGGUGGAGACCAUCACAUCUGGCUCAGCAACAUUCACCAGACGAAGCCGGAAGGUUUAAAGAUGCAGAAGACAACCCAAUUUUGUAGCAGUGUUUUUAUAUUUGGGGAAUAAAGUGCCCUGUCCAUCACU